UAUUCUACGUCAUACCAAUUUGUAUUUAGUGUGUCGUUGUGACUUGUAAGAAAGUGCUUGACAGUUUUGUUGAAAUUCGUUUGUUUGCAGCUCGCAGAAACUGGUAAGACUGGCAAGUUUUAUUCCUUAAUGUAUAUUUGAUAUAUUUUAUUGUGUAUCAUAGCGUAUUAUAAAACAAAACGACUUGACUGAUUCUCGAAAGGUCGAAGUUCCCAGAUUUAAAAUGUAAUACCGAUCCGAGCUAUGGCGUUAUCGAUUUUUCAUAUUUGGUUGAAAUGGACCCCAGAAUUGAAAUCGUCAUGUUCAUGUUAGUCAAUACCGAAAAUUUCGUGUUUGGACAUUCAAGGCGUGAGUAAAUUUGAGCAUGAAGAUUUCAAUUUUUAUAAGGUCCACUUUUGGCUAUUAUUAUGGCCACAUAAAAUAAAUUCCUUGAUUCUCAUCACUAGACUUUGAAAAUGUCGAAGAGCCGGGAGGUUUAUAUUUUAUAUUUAUAUAAUUUAUCAUCAAUAAAUAAAAAAAUAAUUCCUAUCAUUUAAUAUUUCUGUGAUUUUCAAAGUGAAGUGUCACAAACCAAAAUGAAUAUAUUUCUCCACGAACAAUGACUGAACCCUUGAACUGAAUGCGAAGUUCCGUUAAAAUGCAAUGAAUUUCUUUCAAGGUUCUAUUUGUUUGAAAUUGGCAGUUUAAAAUGGCACUAAAAACCCAAUUUUAAAUAUAAAAAACUUAACUGUCUUGAAAUAACAAUAUGAAAUUGGUCAAAGACCCGUACUCAGGAAAUAAAAUAACAACAUAAAACGCUCUCUGAGUUUCCAGCGAUAUACAUACCCUUUUCUAGAUAUAUACCUAAUAAUAAUAAGCGAACGAACGAAUGUAUUCCUUCCACUCGUGAGCUCAUUUACCAUUGUCACAUAUAGUAAAGUGGAAGGAAUACAUUCGUUCGUUCGCUUAUUAUUAUUAGGUAUAUAUCUAGAAAAGGGUAUGUAUAUCGCUGGAAACUCAGAGAGCGUUUUAUGUUGUUAUUUUAUUUCCUGAGUACGGGUCUUUGACCAAUUUCAUAUUAUUAUUUUGGUGCUUUGCACUUAAAUCCUACAGUUGUAGGUAAAUAUUCCUGAAGGUCAUGGAUUUGACUAAAGGUUUGUAAUUGAUAUUCAUAUUUCCUGAUAUGGUUUGUUAUGAUAUGACGACAAGGAAAUGAGUUGUGUGAGACAUAUUGUUUGCUAAUGAUAAUUUGUUAGGUGGCUAACAAGCGGCAUUCACUUUGGACGUUCGUUCAUGCGCAGUUGUUCAUUCGUUCUCUUGUAAUGGUUGAAUAAAUAAACCUUUGUGUGUGUGUAUUCUUUCCUUUUAAGUGCCCAUCCAGGGUCACAAGGCCUGGACAUUUACUAUAUGUGACAAUGGUAAAUGAGCUCACGAGUGGAAGGAAUACAUUCGUUCGUUCGCUUAUUAUUAUUAGGUAUAUAUCUAGAAAAAGGUAUGUAUAUCGCUGGAAACUCAGAGAGCGUUUUAUGUUGUUGUCUUGAAAUAUUUUGUCGGGCGGUUCAUUUAUAUUGUAUAACAAAAUAUUAAAAAAUUUCACGCGGCUCUUAAAAUACAGUCGGGCGGUGAUGAGAAUCAAGGAAUUUAUUUUAUGUGGCCUAUGGGUCCUACUAUUGAAGGCCACUAUUUGUUGUAUAUUAGGGGCCGAUUACUUGGAGAACUUUCAACCCCGGGGUUGAACUCAGCCCUGUUAACCAGGUUGAAAUUUUUUUGCGAUUACAUGGACGAUUUAUACGUUCUCGGCAUCGAUUCCCGGAAGUAAAAAAGCCUUUAUUUUGUUUUCUUGUAAUAAAUAAUCACUACCACGUAUGCUCGAAUAACUCAUGAUAAUUUCAGCCCUGGGUUGAAACGAUUACAUGACAAAAUUUUCAACCCAGGGCUGAGUGAAAUUUCAACCCCGGGGUUGAACUCAGCCCUGGGUUGAAAAUUUUGUCAUGUAAUUGCGCGUUUGAUUUUGAUAGAGUUUUGUAUUACAGACAGGGCUGAAAUUUCAACCCGGUAAACAGGGCUGAGUUCAGCCCCGGGGUUGAAAAUGCUCCAUGUAAUCGGCUCCUUAUACGCCGAUCAAAACGAAGGUGUAACAUCCCCCCGGGCACGAGAGGGGCAUUUACCUUUCGUGACUUUCCCUAGGGGCGGGCAUUUGUUGUCGGGAAGAUUUAAAGUGGUGGGGCAUUUGAUUCCACUUAUAAUGAGAACGGGAAUUUGACCGAUUUACCACAACUAAAAAAACUUUUAGAUCACCUAACAUGAAGCAUAGAUAGUCUUGCUUUCCGCUGACACAAGAAACCGCAGGCAUUUACGCACAAUCAAAAGCACAUUUUUUGCUUUUGUGUUUUCGGACUUUUCGAGUUUUUGAGAAAAUGGCGACAUUAAUAAGUGAGUUUCGUGGCCAAAAUAUAAGUUAUGUUGAAAAUUGGUUGUCCCAGAAUGGACUAGAGAAGUUAAAGGGAACUUUUGAAGGUAUUUGAUAAAAUUAGAAGUUAGAAAUAUGUAUUUUUCAUAGACUUUCAAGAUGUAUUUCCUGCGAAAAAGCAUGGCCAUUGGUAUUUGAAAAAUAGGUUUUGCAAUAUUUUUUAUUCAUAGACAUAGUAGUUUAGCUGGUUCAGACUCAAUUCCGAUUUUAUAACGCAACAAUUUAUUUUCUAUAAAUUUAAUACAGCUACAAAACAUUCAUAUUUGCCAAUAUAUUACUAUAAAACGAGUCUCUUUCAACUAUUGUUCGUGCCAUUAUCACAGGUUUCACUCCUUGACUAGUGGGAAAAACUGCUUCGACUGGUUGGCCUCAAGAACUCAAUACUUUAACCUUCAAAUUAAAUUUACAAUGGGGCAUUUGACCACCACUUAGUUGUGGAAUGUAGGGCAUUUGAACUUUGUUUUUUGACUUGGGGUGGGGAAUUUGAUCAUUGCAAAAUCCAAAAAGUCAAAUGCCCGGGUAUAUGCCCGGGGGGGGGAUGUUAACCUUCGUUUUGAUCGGCGCAUUAGUUUCUCAUCCAGGGCUUCUCCUAAAGUUGAUGCAGGCGGGCGGGCCAUCACCAUUAUUAUGCCAUUAUUUGCCGGGUUUCCCCUCUACUCCCCAUAAAAUUUAUUUUGGAAGCAUUUAAGCAUUUAUAUAGUGUGUGUGUAUGUUUUAUACAGCUGCAACUUUCUGAAAAACAGCACAAAAUCAGUAAGUGCAACUGAAAGCAUGUUUUCAUAUUAAAAACAUGGCCACUCCAUAUGUAAAAUAAUUUUGUACCCAGAAUGUCUCGUUAGCUGAGUUUGGAUAUUUAAUGUACGUAAAUAUAUGUGUACGUAAUGCGGGGAAAACUGGCAGUUUGGGUAUGAAAUUUCGUAUUUUAACUGUAACAUUUGGUUUGGGAACGUUUCUAAUUGUCUUUUUUCCGAAUUUCACUUUGAAGACAUCGCAAAAUUUAUAAUAAUGGUCAAAUAUGACAAUAAUAUACAACAAUGCUUUUGUUAUCAAUGACUAUAUUAUAUAAUCUGUUCUUUGGGUAUAAUUAAAAAAGUGUCUAAAUGUUUGUUGAUAUGCACAGUUAAAUUUUAAAAACAAACUCUGGAACAUAUACCGCUACAUAAUUAAAAUAUUUACCGCUAAGUAGCUAAAUAACUAAACUAACAUAUUCCGCUAAAAUAACUAAACAAUUAAACUUUGUAUAUUGUACAAUCUAAAUUGUUUGAGAGAUAGCACUCACAGCGUUCUCAAUGUUAAAAUCAAUGUUCCUAAUAUCAUACAUGAUUUUCCUUGCCCUUGAACCCCUCAAGCAGGUAAGUGCCGAUCUCAAUAAAGCGAAUGAGGUUCUGGCUCUUAUCCAACUCAUACUUGUUGCAUAAUCUUCUCCUUUCUUUAUGGCUACCAACUCUGCCAAUCGACUAUGGUAUCUCACACAUUCUUUGCCUAUACCGCCUGUGGUGGUGAAUACGAGUGGCGUAAAUGUUCCUUGCUCUAUUUCGAGGACUCUCCUUGCAUAUAUAGGUGCUUCUUCUCGUUUUCGUGUAUCUUGUAGACUUGGCGUAGCUCCAGGUCCUUGUACGAAUCAGCAUUGGGAUGACAAACCCUUACAUCAAAAAAGGCUGAUCGUUGACUUUCCCAGAACCCACACGCAUGAAUGUCGAGUCUAGCAUCAGGUGCUCUGUUGGAGCCUCCAUUUAGUUGCUCUGAUUACUGAUUUAUACUAUCUUGUAUAUCCCCGGGCAUUUUCACACGCUCCCAGGCGCUUCAGGGCAUCCCCGGGCGCUCCGGGCAGUAUUUAGUACGACCAAUUAUUAAUUAAUGUCGAUUUCUAGUCAUUUUUCAACGCGCGGUUCCCAAAUUCAUUACAAACUUUGCCAAUUACGUUUCCAAGUUCAAAAGAGUUUUUUUCAUGUUGGUUUUCGGUUUAAUUUUUCAAAAACCACCCAAGUCUACAGUAGUUACUGUAUUCUAUUUGAUUGACAGGCAAAUUUCUUGGCUUAUAUCUCAUUCACAAACAUCUCUUUACUCCACAGAUUUGCUCUUUCAAAAUGGCUUUUGCACACUGGUUAGCCAUCUUUAUCGUUGGUUUGCUUCCUACCUUAUGUUCAGCUACAGUGAAACUAGAUGGCCAAGGACAGUCAUUCUCCUCUGUUAUCAAACAGUUUGAGUACAGUACACGUGGCAAUGAACUAACAUUGUUUGAAAAGAAAUCUGUUGAUGAACCUGGAUACGUUACAGAACAGUGGUUUACUGGUGGACCAUUUGACCAGUAUGCAAGAAUACGGAUAUACAUUGAUGGUGAAAAUGAAGCCUCGUUAGAUUUCAACGUCAGUAUGAGCAGUGCUGUUGAUGCGGCUGCUGAUAGAAACACGCCAUGGUCUACUAGAUUGUUUGGUCGUUUGGCUAAUAAUGGUGGCUUUUUUAAUACGUUUAGAAUACCUUUUUCAUUUCAUAUAAGAAUAACUUUGACCAAUACUCAUAGUACCGGCGCUCUUUGGUGAGUAAAAUAAUGUACUGACUGUAAAACAACUUAAUAAGCCUUUGGAUGCCAGCACUCUUCCCUUGACGAGUAAACUUGUCUGGCGUAAGAUAGAGUAAAAUAAUAAUGUUAGGGCAUGUUUGGGUGCAUGGCAGCUUAAUGGCAGAUAGUCUGUUUAACCCAUUGAGCAUCAAUGCUCUCCCCUUGACAAGUAAAAUCCUCUGGCAGUAGACAGAGUAACAAUUAAUAAUAGUAACAAAUUAUUUCAUUUCGCCUUUUUCCUUUCCACGGAUGUUUCCUUUUGGAAUGAUUCCAGCUAUUGACUAAUUUUUCAUCUAGACAAGAAGGACAAAUUCUAUCAUGAUUAUACUAGCUCAAAAGCACAUCCUAAAAUUAGUAAAAUGGCAAAGUUUGGUUGCGAAAUGUUGUAAAAUACGGAAAAUAUAGCUGGAAUUAGCAAAUUUUGAGUAUUAAAUAUGUAAUACUAAAAUACUCAAAAUUUGCUAAUUUCACAGGGCUAUAUUUUCCGUAUUUUACAACAUUUUGCAACCAAACUUUGCACUUUUACUCAUUUUAGGAUGCUCUUUUGAGCUAUAAUGAUAUAUUUUGUCCUUCUAGUCUGGAUAAAAAAAUAUUGGAAUCAUCUAUUUCCUGCAUACCAAUCAGAUGUUGCCAUUUUCAAAUUGUCAAUUUUACCACAUUAGGAAUGUAUAGUCACAUUCCUGAAUAUUUUGACACAAAAACAUUACACUUCUUUUGAGUGAAAGGAAGGAUCUGUCGUUUUGGUGAUUCCAUUAUAUGUUUUUAAUUUUUCCCAAGGUAUAUUGUGCGAGGAUUGGUUGGUGUUAAAUUAGCGGUUGGGUCAUUUGAAUUGCCAAACAAAACAAGACUCCGGGUUUACAAACAGGACAAGGUCAUAGCUCCAUUUGACUUUGUGACACUUUCGAAAACGAGUAACAAGUCUGGAAUGUUAUUCCUUGUCACAUUUGACAUUCAUAGCGCUACGGCCACAUUUAUGGAGGGAUGCGUGCGUGCAAAGAUCGACAAUUCUGACGAAAUUACAUUUCUCUCCUCUGGCAUGGAAGAUUUUUUCCUAUCGGCAUUCUACUUCAAUGAUAAUUCUUAUGAAGGCUUUCAAUCUGGACUAACUUACAAAGUUGAAGAUGCAAGUGGGUAUGGUUAUACUCAUGUUGUUGCAUAUAAAUUUUUUCUGGACGACCCUAUCUUGUUCAGACACUCGUUUCAAUUGAUUUGGCGAAAUAAUGAGGUUCUUGGUGGUGAAAAAGGAUGUCCUGACCGAUUUCCAGCAUACUUAAAGGGAGAAGGCAAAUACACUGACACUUUUCCAGGAAAAAAGAGGUCAUGGUCAAAUUCAAACCCAGCGCCUAACGAAGCCUAUAUACAGAGUUACGUUUGGGUGUAUGAAUGGUAGUUUUGUUUCAAUGUUGAAAGAACUGUUUAUUGUAGAAAAAUUAAUAUAAUUAUUCCAUUUUUUAUUUCUAUUCUGAAUAAUUAUUCUAUGAAAUAUUUCUAAUGCUUAAGCUUAAAGCUACAAUUUAUGAACCAAUUAAGUUGAAACUUCAACAUCUGCCUAAUGCAUCAGUCAAUUCUAGCAUUGCCCAUCCCCCCCCGGGCAACCCCCGGGCAUUUGCACUCUUUUUUUGCCCGGGGGCCGGGCAUUGGUACUUGCAAAGUUGUCCCGGGGGCGGGGAAUUGUUUACCGGCCGGGAAUUUGACUCAACCGGACGUUUCUGCGACGAACACGUGCUAUUAUAUUAAAAUGGCGUCGAAGAAUUCGGGCGUAAAAACGAGGAUUUUGUCGAUAUUUUCAUUCACAAAACGUCACACCAAUCGCACAUGAGAACUAAUUAAAGUUGUGUUUAACUAUCUGGCAUAAAAACACCUGAAUUCAUAGUACAAUCCUUGUUUUAUAUUUUGAAACGUGAUUGUAUAUUAACCACUGAACCGACGAGCACGUUUUUCAUGUUCAAAAGUUGGGAUGACUGCUGUAGCUUUUAUACGAGGAAGCUAAUAAUGUUAUGGAAGUUUUGAGAUCUAAAAUACAUUCUAUAAAUGAGUCGGUGUGCGCUGGGGCCGGGAAUUUGUCAUCUUAUUUUUUGCCCGGGGGCGGGGCAUUGCCACGCUUUUUCUGCCCGACCCCCGGGAAUUGUCAACUUAAAGAAAAAAAAAGUGCAAAUGCCCGGGGGUUGCCCGGGGGGGGGAUGGGCAAUGCUAGAAUUGACUGAUGCAUAAGUCUUCCAUGUGGUGGGUGUUUGAUAAAAUUCCCCCGAAUUUGAACUGGGCGUCUUAAAUUUUGCCCAUUUUUGCAGCAAUAACUUAGGAAAGAUUACACAGAAAAUUUUCAGUAUUCCAGAGACAAUGGGGAAAUUAGGGCAAAGUGCUUUCUGCCCCCCUCCCCCCAGAUUUUUUCCUCCCAUACGCCUAUGUUUUUGUAUUUACUGUUUCAUAAUUUUCAUAUGAAGGUGGGACAUUUCAACGCUUAAUUUCUUGUUACAGUGGGGCAUUUGAAGACAUUUUUUGCACAGGUGGUGGAGAAUUUGAUCAGUCAAAUUCUGGGGGGGGGGAUGUUGAAGUUUCGAAUUGAUCGGUACAUUAUGAAUCUAUAAAUUUCAUUCUCAUGUGAUUUCAUACUCUAUACAAACCUGCUCAGACACUUUAUGCAAUUAAUUAAUUAAUUCAACAUUAAAACAAUUACAUUGUAAACGUUUGGCCAAUCAGUUGCACUUUGAAAACUUGUCAAAUAGAGCAAGAUAGAUAAUGAUUAAUGGAAUGGAAAGACACAAGAGAAAAGACUGUUUCAUUUUCUAAUUAAAUAAUAAUUAUGAAUUAGGGUAUUCUCCAAUAUCGUGUAUGAUAAUUAAUAAACUACAAUAUGUUUUGCCUUAAUA
Paramuricea clavata is the source of this 7876-nucleotide messenger RNA. The record is from the annotation of a GenBank genome assembly. Lineage: Eukaryota; Metazoa; Cnidaria; Anthozoa; Malacalcyonacea; Plexauridae.